CCACAAGUACCAUUUUUUAGAACAUAUUCAUGUCUCGAUGAAUAUGAUGGUGGAAAUGCAUUGGAGCACGAAUUGUUUUCUGGUGAAAUGCAUAUUAAUCAUAAUUAUGCACAUACUAAUGUGGAAUUGUUUAUAAUUGGAUCACGUGGUCAACAUUUUAAAUUAUCACCAUCAGAUAUUCAUAAUUGCUUAACAAACAACAGUCUUCAAUCAUUAUCAUCAUUAGUUCAUCAAUUAGAACUUAAACGUCGACGUACAGAUGAUAGUAGAAAAACUCAUAUUGAUUAUUUCGAAUCAACUGAUUAUGAAAAUAAGAAGAACGAUGAAAAAUUUGUACCUCUGCUUCAUUAUCAUACACCAACAAGUGUUUUUCAAGAAACAGAUAAUGUUGAUUCAAAUGAAUACUUCUGUGAUAAUAAUAAUAAUUAUAAAAAUCCUAAACUUGAAGAAUUAAUUGAAAGAUGUCAAACAAAUUCAUUAACCGAUUCAAUUGGUGAAAAACUUGAGGAUAAUGAUAUUGAUAUUGAUAUUAAUAAAUAA
Rotaria sordida is the source of this 540-nucleotide messenger RNA. The record is from the annotation of a GenBank genome assembly. NCBI's taxonomy places the organism in Eukaryota, Metazoa, Rotifera, Eurotatoria, Philodinida, Philodinidae.